This is a messenger RNA of Prorocentrum cordatum, 216 nucleotides long. NCBI's taxonomy places the organism in Eukaryota, Dinophyceae, Prorocentrales, Prorocentraceae. The record is from the annotation of a GenBank genome assembly.
GAAGAGAAGACGCAGACGUUGGAGUUCAAGGCCCUUCAGGAGCACAAGGACAGCUUGCAGAAAUUCAUCGUGGCGCAACAGUCGAUGCAGAAACAGAUGCAAGAGUUCAAAGGGCAGGCGACGAUGAUCGAGACGGCGGUGAACAGCAUGACGGACCUACUGGGCGCCAGCGCCGACGCAGCGCUGGGACCAGCAGCGCAGGUGCAGGCCGCAUGA